Messenger RNA from Rhododendron vialii, 2620 nucleotides. RefSeq names its product probable serine/threonine-protein kinase WNK10. Gene Ontology annotation, biological process: protein phosphorylation; intracellular signal transduction. The coding region runs from base 559 to 2370 and encodes 603 amino acids. Gene Ontology annotation, molecular function: protein serine/threonine kinase activity; ATP binding. Gene Ontology annotation, cellular component: cytoplasm. The transcript is spliced from 7 exons. The record is from RefSeq and is a predicted model, not a curated record. Lineage: Eukaryota; Viridiplantae; Streptophyta; Magnoliopsida; Ericales; Ericaceae.
GCAAUUUUCCACCCCAAUAAAAGACUCUUCGCCCACCCACCUGUUUCUUUCUCUACCCUCCCGAAGAAUCAUCCCCACCAUCCUCUAUUCCUCUCCAUCUCCUAGAUCCAACUAAGGUUUCCUCCUUUGACUUCCUCCCAGCUAAAGUUCCCAACUUUGACCUAUCAUGAUAUGGAUUUGAGUUUUGGGGUCUCAAUUUCCAAACCCUAAAUCGCUGCCCUUGUUUUUAGUUUCUAUCAAGCGUAGAUGUCCAAAUCAUCUUUUAUGGUGAUUUGAAUUGAGAAUGACGAGGUUAAUCGGAGGAUCGAUGGGCGGAGGAGAACGACGGAUGAAUCUGAAGUCAAUGAGGAUGAGUUUCGUUGGAUGUAGGUUUUGGUUUCGAUCGGCAAUUGACUCGUACUCGGUCGCUUGCGAAGCAUUUUCUGAACAGCUUUUUGUUCUUUGAUUCCUAAUUAGGAAUCAACCCCCACCUCCACCACCCGAAAGCUUUUCGUCAUUUCGGUUUUGUUUUUUUGUUUUUUUUUUGAAUUCUUUACCGUCUUCUCGAUCGGGAUUGAUAUGGAUUCCAAGGCGGCAGCGGCAGGUUUGUUGUUUCCAGUGAAUGAAUUGUUUAGGAAAUCAAAAUGCAAAUUAGAGCCUGAUGGAGAUGAUAUUGUUGAGAGAUCACCAAAGGGUCGAUACAUCCGGUAUAAUGAAAUCUUGGGGAGAGGAGCAUCCAAGACUGUCUAUAAGGGGUUUGAUGAGGUUGAUGGCAUAGAAGUUGCUUGGAACCAAGUGAGCCUUGACCAUGCAUUUCAGUCACCGGAGCAUCUGGAGAGGUUAUAUUCAGAGGUUCACUUGCUCAAGACACUGAAGCAUGAAAACAUUAUAAAAUCCUACAGUUCUUGGGUGGAUGACAAAAACAAGACUAUCAACAUCAUUACUGAACUAUUUACAUCUGGAAGUUUGAGGCAAUAUCGGAAGAAACAUAAAAGCGUCGACAUAAAGGCCAUCAAGAAGUGGGCUAGGCAAAUUCUCCGAGGUUUAUGCUAUCUCCACAGUCACAGUCCGCCUAUUAUUCACAGGGAUUUAAAAUGUGACAAUAUUUUUGUUAAUGGAAAUCAUGGAGAAGUCAAAAUUGGAGAUCUUGGGCUGGCAGCCAUCAUGCAGCGACCUACUGCACGCAGUGUAAUUGGUACUCCUGAAUUCAUGGCUCCAGAGCUUUAUGAUGAGGAAUACAAUGAACUAGUUGACAUAUAUUCUUUUGGCAUGUGCAUGUUGGAGUUGGCAACGUGUGAAUAUCCAUAUAGUGAAUGCAAAAACCCAGCGCAAAUAUAUAAGAAAGUGUCAUCUGGUGUAAAGCCAGCCGGACUCUGUAAAGUGAAGGACUCCCAAGUCAAGGAAUUCAUAGAUAAGUGCCUAGUUCCAGCAUCUAUGAGAAUGUCUGCAUCAGAGCUGUUGAAUGAUCCAUUCCUUUCAAUUGAAAACCCUCAUGCGCCUUCACAGUUGCACAAUUAUGUUCCUAAGUCACUAAAUGUGCCAAAGGCCGAUUCAUUCGCCAUGGAAAUAGACAGUUGGCACGAUAAGUUUUCGUCUACUACUUGUACAAAAAGUGCUGGUGAAGCUACUCAUGUUUCAGCUUUAGAACUAAGGAGGAUCAAUGGCAAAAAUGAGUUCAAAUUGGAAGGGGUGAUAAAUGGUGAUGACUCAAUUUCAUUUACUCUGCGCAUCGCUCAGUCAUGUUGUCAUGCUCGGAACAUUCAUUUUGUGUUUUACCUUGCCCGUGAUACUGCACAGUCAAUAGCGGGUGAGAUGGUUGACCAACUUGAUUUGUCAAAUGAAGAUUUGACUUUCAUAGCUGAGUUGAUCGACAGCUUGAUCGUAAAACUUGUACCAAACUGGAAGCCCUCGUUUGGAAACUCUAGGAUUGAAGGAAGUCCAUGUGAGGAUUCUCCUCAUGUAAAUAAUCAAAGCUCUAUGAGAUGUUCUUGGGCUUCAAGAUCUGAAAGAGUUUCUGGUGAAGCCAUUUCCAAGGAGCAUGAUUCCACUUCAUAUGCGAAUAAGGAGGUCUUCCGAAGUGAAUGGAACAUGAGUUCAAAUGGGUUUGAAGGAUGCAAGGGUAGUUUCUCUAGAUCUGUCGUCAUGAACGAAAUCCUGAAGACUUCGGAGAUUUCUUUUCCAUGUAGUUCUCUAUCAAAUGAUGUCAGCUCGUUGAGUUUUUCUACUCAAUCUGUAGCAGAUGGCGAUCAGAGGGAUGAGUUGAAGCUGGAGCUUGACGCCAUUGACAUGCAAUAUCGCCGGUCUUUCCAUGAACUCCUCAGGAUGCGGGAGGAAGCAAUGGAAAAUGUCAAAAAGAAGUGGAUCUUGAGGAGGAAAAUUUCUGUUUGUUGAUGUAAAUACGUUUCUUGAUCCUACUUUCUUGCUCGAAAAGAGGGAAAGAGGAUUCAUCUGCGGAAUCUGAUGCUUAUUGUUGGUUUCAGUAACUAAUCAUUUUUUUCCUUUUCGAGAUUGAUUUAUCCAAUUUCAUUGUUUCAAAUACCGAGUGGUUAUGCUUUUUCUUGGUACUGGUAAAAAGCCUUGUAGAGCGAAUGUUGUGUAAUCGUUUUUCUUAAUUAUCUCAAGAUGAAGUUUGGCUGCGACA